This is a messenger RNA of Nannospalax galili (Upper Galilee mountains blind mole rat), 979 nucleotides long. It is a transcript of the gene Cd80, whose product is annotated as CD80 molecule. Gene Ontology annotation, molecular function: coreceptor activity. The coding region runs from base 3 to 890 and encodes 295 amino acids. The transcript is spliced from 6 exons. Gene Ontology annotation, biological process: cell surface receptor signaling pathway; negative regulation of T cell proliferation; immune response. Gene Ontology annotation, cellular component: external side of plasma membrane. The record is from RefSeq and is a predicted model, not a curated record. NCBI's taxonomy places the organism in Eukaryota, Metazoa, Chordata, Mammalia, Rodentia, Spalacidae.
CUAUGGAUCACCCACUGAGACAGGAAACACCACCACACAAGUGUCGUCUCAGGCACCGGCAUCUCUUUGUGCUGCUGAUGGGUCUUUUACACUUUACUUCAGGUCUUGGCCAAGUGUCCAAGUCAGUGAGAGAAAUGGCAUCACUGUCCUGUGGUUACAACAUUUCUCUUGAUGAACUGGACAGAGCUCGUGUCUACUGGCAAAAAGACGGCACAAUGGUGCUGGCUAUCAUAUCUGGGAUGGUGAAAGUGUGGCCGGAGUAUAAGAACCGGACUUUCUCUGACAUUGCUAACAACCUCUCUCUUGUGAUCCUGGGCCUGCACCUGUCGGACGGGGGCACUUAUACCUGUGUUGUUCAAAGGAGUGACAGAGGGCCUUACAGAGUGGAACACCUGAAGUCAGUGACGCUGUCAAUCAGAGCUGACUUCCCUGUCCCAGUCAUAACUGAACUUGAAGAUCCAUUUCCUGACAUUAAAAGGAUAAUGUGCUCAACCACUGGAGGUUUUCCCCAGCCUCGCCUCUCCUGGUGGGAAAAUGGAACUGUAUUAACUGACAUCAAUACAACAAUUUCCCAGGAUCCUGAAACCAAACUGUACAACGUGACCAGUGAAAUGGAUUUCAAUGCAACGUACAACCACAGCAUUGUGUGUCGUGUUGAGUACGGAGAUUCUGAAGUGUUAAAGAACUUCACCUGGGAAAAACGCCCAGGGGACCCUCCUGAUAGCCAGCCCCAACUCUGGGUCUUUAUCCUAUCAAUAAUUGCCAUUGUAAUACUAGUAAUAAUCUACCUGGCAUACAGAUGGAGAAUAAGAAGGAAUGAGGCAAGAGGAACAGAAGACAUCCAGAUUUAUGAAGGCCCUCCAGAAGCACUGACUGAACACAAUGUCUGAAGGUCCCACUUUGCUUGUGACUGACCUCUUCUGGAAGCUUCUUCUGAUAUCUAGGACUGUCCCAAACUGCCUGCAAUAUCUGUUCUUUA